Hordeum vulgare subsp. vulgare (domesticated barley) is the source of this 956-nucleotide messenger RNA. RefSeq names its product methylesterase 17-like. The record is from RefSeq and is a predicted model, not a curated record. The coding region runs from base 96 to 884 and encodes 262 amino acids. Gene Ontology annotation, molecular function: methyl indole-3-acetate esterase activity; methyl salicylate esterase activity; methyl jasmonate esterase activity. Gene Ontology annotation, biological process: jasmonic acid metabolic process; salicylic acid metabolic process. NCBI's taxonomy places the organism in Eukaryota, Viridiplantae, Streptophyta, Magnoliopsida, Poales, Poaceae. The transcript has 4 exons.
UAAGCAGCUCAUCACUAACGGGCACGCAAUCGCAGAUACCCCCAGAUAGAUAGGCAGGCGCACAAACAAUCGUAGUGGUACAAGUUAUUGACGAGAUGGACGCUGGCGGCGAUGCUACCAAGGGCAAGGAGCACCUUGUCCUAGUGCACGGUGCCGGCCACGGCGCCUGGUGCUGGUUCAGGCUCCUGGCCCUGCUCCGGGGCUCCGGCCACCGCGUCUCCUGUGUUGACCUUGCCGGGGCAGCAGGCAGCCGCGUCGACCCCGACUCUGUCCGGUCGUUCGACGAGUACACCGGGCCGCUCGUCGACCUCCUGUCCGCGCUGCCGGAGGGCGAAAAGGUGAUUUUGGUUGGGCAUAGCGCAGGAGGGCUAAGUGUGACCCAUGCAAUGCAUUUAUUCAGCGACAGGAUUAAGCAGGCAAUCUUCAUAGCAGCAACCAUGCUCCCAUUUGGCUACCAAACGGAACAAGACAUCAAAGAUGGCGUACCUGAUUUAUCCGAGCUUGGGGACGUGUAUGACCUAGCAUUUGGUCUUGGAAUAGACCACCCGCCAACGAGUGUAGCACUGCGGCCAGAGUUCCAGCGCAUGAUCCUGUCCCAGCAAAGCCCCCAAGAGGACUCUGCGCUUGCCUCCAUCCUACUCCGUCCAUGGCCUGCCGCCUUGAGCGCAGCCAGGUUUGGGAGAGGCGGUGGGGACAGCAGCGCGAUCGACCAGGUGCGGCGCGUGUACAUAACGACGGCAAAGGAUUCCAUGGUGAAGCCGGAGCAGCAGGAGGCCAUGAUUCGCCGGUGGCCACCGAGCAAGGUUGUGGCCAUGGACACCGACCACAGCCCCUUCUUCUCCGCUCCGGAGCGUCUCUUUCAACUCAUCAUCAAGUUACUGUGACCACUUGUACAUCAUGCAUACACGGUCUGGGUGACGCCUAGCUGCUCCUGCUAUUGUAUUCUCCAGUCUCCA